AUGAAACUACGUGUGAGUGUAAGAGGUGAAAACGAGCAAAACUUCAAAUUUAUUUAUCUACAUAAAUUGUUUGAAAUCAUGCAUCGGCUUCCAAUUCUAGCAGAUUUUCUUUUCCUUCAUAAUCUCCUGUCGGAAAAAUCAAUAGAUCAUCAAAGCUUUGAAGCGAUAUCAUCACACGUUCAAAAAAAGUUUAAUCGGAAUGAUUAUUUGAGUGUCGGAACAUUGUUGAGUCUUUUGCUUAAAAGCAAUGAUUUGCCGGAAACAACAAAUCGGCUCGUAGCGUAUUAUGUGCUGUACGAUAUAUUCAGAAAUGAUAAUGAACCGGAUGCUUCCCCGAAGGAUUCACCUUUUCAAUACUUUCUUUUCUCUCUGGUAGAAGGAAAAGAUUGUAAGUUAAAUACAGUAGAGAGAAAUUUCAUCAUUCAAUUAUUGGCAAGUGGAACAAAAGAUCUGUCAAAACAAACACCACAUCAUAUUAAGCAGACAGAAUUGGUUCCAAUUCCUAACAUAGAUUUAUCUCAAGUCAGAAGGAUUUGUACUGAAAAGGAAAGAGAACUUCCUACCAGUACGAAGAGUAAUGUCAUGAAUGUUAUUCCAUCUCCAAUCCAUUCUUUAUCUGAUUCUGCUAUUCGUGAGCUUAUGGAAGGACUCUUUAGACGUGAUACACCUUUGAAGAGUGUUUUUGGGCCUCAAUUCAUGACCAUUGCUCCACCUUUGCUUCCAUGUGAAGAUGAACUCGUUUGGUUUGAUAUUACAGAUCCAGUUUGUCACAAACCAGUGUUUGAUAUGAAUAUUGGUGAAACACAGACUCCAGAAACAGAAGCUAAGAAGCUCGUUGCCAAUGCAUUUAAACAAGCUCUGAGUUUGCAAGAUCAAAAAGUUUUAGAGAAUGAAUUGGAAAAGGAUUCAGAACUUGUUCAUCAUAUUGGAUUGACUCCAGAGAAACUUCCUGACAUUGUUGAAAACAAUCCUCUGAUUGCUAUAAAAAUUCUUUUGAUGCUUAUGAAUUCAUCACAAAUCACCGAAUAUUUAAGUGCAUUGGUUAAUAUGGAAAUGUCGCUGCACUCAAUGGAAGUUGUCAAUAGAUUGACAUCAUGUGUGGACUUACCUUCUGAAUUCAUUCAUCUUUACAUUUCCAAUUGCAUAAGCACUUGCGAGAAUAUUCAAGAUAAAUACAUGCAAAAUCGUUUAGUGCGACUUGUCUGCGUUUUUCUUCAAAGUCUAAUUCGAAACAAGAAGAUUAUCAAUCUGAAGGAUUUAUUUAUUGAGGUGGAAGCAUUCUGUGUUGAAUUUAGCAGAAUACGGGAAGCUGCUGCCCUUUAUCGUCUGCUGAAACAAUGAAGACUUACCAGAUCAAGUCAAACAGCUAAAAAGUUUAUCUAUCCAGUAUCCAUUAAAUUCGCAAGCACAUCAUCAAAUUAUUUUGUUUAUGAGAAAGAUCCAUCAAGAUAUUUCUUCAAUCCAGAGAUUCAAAAGCUUUUAAAAUCAAUCACUAGGAUCGAAAUUGAAAAGAUCUUUCACAAACGUGCAACUCCAAAUAACAAUGUUGAAUACAAAUUCUUAACUGAUAACCAAAUAGACAGUGAAGUAAGGAGGAAAUUCAAAGAUGCACAAAGAUUACUUCAAAUGCCUCCAGUAGUAGAAGUUUUAAAGGAAAAUUUAAAAGUCCUUUCUGAUGAUCCAGCAAUUGCUGGCUAUGCGAAAUCGCCAUUAGUCUUCACUGAUGUUACUUUUGCUCUAAAUAAUUUAGAGCGUACAGUUGUUAUUCGGCAUCUCGAUGGAAAACUUGUCGAAGCGCCAUUUGAAGUUCGUAAGCGAGUUUCUCAAAUUUACAAUCCAAUGCCGGGACGUAAAUUGAGUGAACCAAGAAUGUUUGAACCUGACAACCUCAAUCGAAUUCUAGAAGAAGGGGAAUAUACAUUUAUUCUUGACAAUCUUUGCUUGCAUUUUGAACCAUUUGAGGCGAAGUUUCAUGAAAUAUCUUCAAAAGUUUAUCAACAUGUAAACGAGAAUUUGAAAUUUGAUAGUCUUCGAUCAACCAGACACUUUGGACCAAUGGCAUUCUUUCUUGCAUGGCACAAAAUUAUUGAUGAUCUUCUUAUCGACAUGAUAAGAAACGAUUUCCUUAAAAACGGAGUCGAAUUAAUUUGUCUAUUGUUUAAAAUUAAAGGAAUCGAAGCCGACACCAGCAUAUUGGAGAAACUCCAAGAAAUUGAUGAAAUUGAGCUUUUGAUCAAUAGAACUGUAGAUGCGAUGCUAUCAAAACUCGACGAAAACAAGAUACAGAAGACAAACGAAGAUUUGCAAAUUGAUGAACUCUGUUUCGCAUUCAUUCAAAACUCGUAUUAUUUAGAACAAAGAGACUUUGAUUUUAUAGUAGAAAUCAUGACGGCUUUAUCAAAAAUUAACAAAGAUAUUAAAGAAGAAAGAGAGAAAGUCAAAUUCAAUAUUGAAGAGUUUACCAAUUGGUAUUAUGGCGGAGCAGAUAAAGUUGAAGAAAAGAGAUUUCUUGAAAAUUUCUUCUUGUCGGAUCCCGAACUCCAAGACAAAGUUUCAAUAAGUUAUUUAAGCCACAAAGAAAAAUAUGAAGAAGCAAUUCGUAAGUCCACACUUGUUUUUAAAAAGAUCAGAGACCUUCAAGCUCAAGGUCGGGAUGGAGUUGAGAUUUACAUGGCUUUGCUUGGUGGCAUGCUCGGGACAAGUUUGUUGCGUGAAGGAAAUCCAAUGAGUGUACAUUACGUCAUGUUUUUACCGGCUUUAAUGAACCAUGGAACAGGCGAUCAACAAGCUGAAUGGAUAUCAAAAGCAUGGAACUGUAAUGUUAUCGGAACGUAUGCGCAAACUGAGAUGGGACAUGGGACGUUCAUUAGAGGCCUCGAAACAACAGCCACAUAUGAUCCCAAAACAAAAGAAUUCAUUAUCAAUUCUCCAACAAUAACAGCUUAUAAGUGGUGGCCUGGAGGUCUUGGACAUACAGCAAACUACGCAAUUGUCAUAGCACAACUUUAUUCAUUAGGACAACAUCAUGGUAUUCAACCAUUUAUUGUGCAACUGAGAGAUGAAGAAACACAUCAACCAUUGCCAGGAAUUACGAUCGGAGAAAUUGGAAAUAAAGUUGGCAUGAACACUGUCAAUAAUGGUUUCCUUGGAUUCAAUAAUGUUCGAAUUCCACUUCAUAACAUGUUAAUGAAAAAUGCAAAAGUUCUUGAAAACGGAGAAUUCAUCAAACCGAAAAGUUCUGUGUUAACUUAUGGCACAAUGAUGUUUGUAAGGGUUGUGAUAUUGAAAGACAUGGCAGCUUACUUAUCGAAAGCUGUAACAAUUGCUAUGAGAUAUUCCACAGUUCGACGACAAAGCCCAAUCGAUCCAAACCAACCUGAACCGAAAAUUAUUGAACAUGUCACACAACAAAUGAAAAUAUUUCCAGCAAUAGCAAAAGUGAUUGUUUUCAAGAUAACUGCUGAGUUACUAUGGGAAAUGUACAAUCAAGUCACGCAUGAGCUUGAUAAAGGUGAUUUGGAGAGACUUCCGGAACUCCACGCACUCGCUUGUUGCUUGAAAGCUGUCUGCACAAAUGAAGCAACACAAGCAGUUCAAACAUGUCGUUUGGCUUGUGGUGGUCAUGGUUAUUUGAAUUCUUCUGGCUUUAACGAUAUUUAUGGAAGCGUUACUGCAGCACAAACGUAUGAGGGUGAAAAUACGGUUUUGUUUCUUCAAACUGCAAGAUAUUUGAUCAAAGCAUGGAAUCAAGCUCUGAAUGGUGAGAAAUUGACGCCGACUGUUGCUUACUUAAAAAAUUAUACGAACAACCUCAAUCAGCGUGAUAAUUGGGACGGUUCACCUAAAGGAAUCCUUCGAGCUUUGCAAUCUACAGCAGCUCAUAAAAUAGCUUUAGCGCAUAAGCAUUUAGAGGCAAGAAAAAAGUUUUGUUCGGCUGAAGAAGCAGCAAAUCAAACUGGCAUAGAAUUAUCAGCUGCAGCUGAAGUUCAUUGCCAAGCUUUUCUUCUACAUUCAGCAAUUGAGGUAUUGGAAAAUGCGGCGAAACAUUCUUCUCCAGCUCUUGCUGUCGUGUUUAGAGAUGUUUUGGAGUUGUACGCAGUUGACCUCGCUAUCAGAUCUUUGGGUCAUUUGUUGCAAUUUGUUAACUUAAAGUCAAUCGAUAUCGAAACAUUACAGGGAAGAUUAGAAUCGGCUCUAAAGAAAUUCAAAUCAAGUGCAAUUGGAAUAGUCGAUGGAUUCGAUAUUCCUGAUCCAGUUCUGGGAUCAACUCUCGGUGCUUACGAUGGCAAUGUUUAUGAACGUUUACUUGAUGCUGCUAAAAGUUCACCUUUGAAUCAGGAAGAUGUAAACAAAUCAUUCCAUUUGUAUUUGAAACCUUUUAUGAAAUCAAAUUUAUGAAAUGAUUGACAUUUUCUUAUUAUAUUUUAUGUAUUCAUUGUAUAUUGGCUGGGUAAAUGAAAAAUGUUUUAAAGCAAAAUGGACAAUUUAAAGAGAAUAAAAUUUUCUUUUUUUUCUGA
Molecule: messenger RNA, 4517 nt
Organism: Clunio marinus
Lineage: Eukaryota; Metazoa; Arthropoda; Insecta; Diptera; Chironomidae
Source: the annotation of a GenBank genome assembly